CACCUCUGCAGAGCGACUCAGAGUGUGCCGGAAGGUUGCUAGGCGCCCCGGGAAGUCCCGCCCCUGGGCGUGGUCAGGCGAGGCCGCCAGUGCCGUCCCGUGUUGCACCACGCGCCCACAGCGUUCGUUUGGCGGUGUCCUGAGGCCGAGGCUGUGCGGCACAAUGCAAAGAACUUCACGACUGAAGAGAGAGCUGCAUCUGUUGACCACAGAGCCUCCCCCAGGCAUUAUGUUCUGGCAAAACAAAAACCGGAUGGAUGAACUAGGAGCCCAAAUUUUGGGUGGUGCAAACACGCCAUAUGAUAAAGGAGUUUUCAACUUGGAAGUAGUUGUUCCUGAAAGAUAUCCAUUUGAACCCCCGAAGAUUCGCUUUCUGACACCCAUCUACCAUCCCAACAUUGACUCUGCUGGAAGGAUUUGCCUGGAUGUUCUGAGAUUACCACCCAAAGGUGCCUGGAGGCCAUCCCUGAAUAUCUCCACAUUGCUGACCUCCAUACAGCUUCUGAUGAGCGAGCCUAACCCUGAUGACCCCCUCAUGGCAGACAUAUCCUCGGAGUAUAAAUACAACAAGGAAGUGUUCAUCAAAAAUGCCAAACAAUGGACUGAGAAGCAUGCAAGCCAGCAAAAGAGGUCUGAAGAGUUAGAAAGUUCCAGAGUGGCAGAAGGAAACAUAGGUGUGGAAGGGACUUCCUGGCUCAUCAAGUCCAGUCCCUGCUAUCACAGGCAACCCCAUCAAAUAACGCUUCCAAAACUCCAGAUGAGGAAGUGACCCAAAGCGAGGCUAGCACUCCCAAAGAAUUUGCCAUCUCCCAGAAAAGAAAAGCAAAUGAUAUCAGCAGGAAGGGGAAAAAACCCUGCCUCGAUUCAUAGAGGUUCUCUGUGUAAAUAAACAUUUUUCUGAAUGUGUAACACUGGCAGGUUUCACUUGUCUCUCUGUGCGUGAGCUAAUACUUGUGAUGGCAGGGGGUUGUUUUCAAAUUAAAGCUGCUUUUAUUUUAUUUCAGUAGCAUUACAUGUUUUGUAUUCUUGUUUGUCUUGCAUUGUUUGUCUCUAAGUAUUGUGAAGGAAGGCAGAAUUGGGAAUAAUAAAUCAGUCUUACAUGUUUUAGA
Chrysemys picta bellii (western painted turtle) is the source of this 1109-nucleotide messenger RNA. It is a transcript of the gene UBE2T, whose product is annotated as ubiquitin conjugating enzyme E2 T. The record is from RefSeq and is a predicted model, not a curated record. NCBI's taxonomy places the organism in Eukaryota, Metazoa, Chordata, Testudines, Emydidae.